Molecule: messenger RNA, 2252 nt
Organism: Sorghum bicolor (sorghum)
Lineage: Eukaryota; Viridiplantae; Streptophyta; Magnoliopsida; Poales; Poaceae
Product: probable indole-3-acetic acid-amido synthetase GH3.8
Exons: 2
Coding region: 148-2109 (653 amino acids)
Cellular component (GO): cytoplasm
Molecular function (GO): acid-amino acid ligase activity
Source: RefSeq, a predicted model, not a curated record
AGUUUGUGCGAGUGGAUAUCAUGGAUCGUCUCUACAGCAAGAUAAGAACGGGUGGUGGUCCGCAUAGGAGACGGCGUGGCCGGAUUUGUGAGCAGCAACAUCGUCGUCUAUGUAGCAACGACGGCCGGCGGCGACACAUGGCCAUUCAUGGCGCAUACACCUGCGAUGGAGAAUAGCUAUGUACAGGUACAUCACCUCGCCACCUCCAUGGCCAUCCACACCCACAAACCAUUUCUUGCCCCUCCAAAACAUGUACACCUUGCGUUUCACUCUCCCACUAGCGCUCCUAGUAGGCUUCUAGCUACCACCAGGAGUCGUCCCGGAUUGAGCCAGCCAGCGGCGAUGAUGGCGGAGACGGACGCCGACAAGCUCCGGUUCAUCGAGGAGGUGACGGCCGACGUGGCCGCCGUGCAGGAGCGCGUGCUGGCGGAGAUCCUCUCCCGCAACGCCGACGCCGAGUACCUCUCGACGCGGUGCGGCGGCGCCACCGACCGCGCCACCUUCCGUGCCAAGGUCCCCAUGGUGACAUACGAGGACCUGCAGCCGUACAUCCUGCGCAUCGCCCACGGCGACCGCUCCCCCAUCCUCUCCGGGUCCGGCUACCCCGUCUCCGAGCUCCUCACCAGCUCCGGCGCCGGCGACCGCAAGCUGAUUCCCGUCGUGGACGACGACCACGACCGCCACCAUCGACUGCACAGCCUCGUCGGGGCAGUCGUCAAUCAGUACGUGCCGGGGCUCGACAAGGGGAGUGGUCUCUACUUCCUUUUCGUCAAGUCGGAGACGACGACGCCCGGUGGCUUGCCUGCGCGCACCAUCCUCACGCGCAUCUUCACCAGCGACGGCGUCUGGAAGCUCCCCUACAACCCCCGCCGUGGCCUCACGAGUCCGGCGGCGGCCGUCGUCUGCGAGGACACGUUCCAGAGCAUGUACACGCAGAUGCUGUGCGGGCUGUGCCACCGCCACUCCGUGCUGCGCGUCGGCGCCGCGUUCGCCUCCGGCGUCCUCCGCGCCAUCCGUUUCUUCCAGCGGAACUGGCCGCAGCUCGCCGCGGACAUUGACGCCGGCACGAUCACCGACCGCGUCACUGACCACGUUCUGCGUCAGGCGCUCGCCGGCGUGCUCACACAGCCAGACCCCGACCUUGCACGGGUCGUCCGUUCCGAGGGCUCCAAAGCCGACGACGGCGCCGACAUGGCCGGCAUCAUCGCGCGUCUCUGGCCAAACACCAAGUACGUCCACGCCGUAGCCACGGGCUCCAUGGCGCACUACGUCCCAGCUCUCAAUCACUACAGCGGCGGCCUGCCGAUCGUCUCCACCGCGUAUUUCUCCUCGGAGUGCAGCGUCGGCAUCAACCUCCGGCCGAUGUGCGACCCGUCCGAGGUGUCCUACACCGUCAUGCCCAACAUGGCCUACUUCGAGUUCCUCCCCACGGACGACGACGACGCCACGGCGUCGGCGACGAGCCAGCUCGUGGAGCUCGCCGGCGUGGAGGUCGGGCGCGAGUACGAGCUGGUGGUGACCACGUACUCCGGGCUGUGCCGGUACCGCGUCGGCGACGUCCUCCGCGUGACGGGGUUCCACAACACGGCGCCGCAGCUCCGGUUCGUGCGCCGCCGGAACGCGGUGCUGUCCGUCGAGUCGGACAAGACCGACGAGGUGGAGCUGCAGCGCGCGGUGGACCGCGCGUCCGCCGCGCUGCUCCGCCCGCUCGGCGCCGCCGUGGCGGACUACACCGCCCGGACGUGCGCCGAGACCGUGCCGGGUCACUACGUCGUGUACUGGGAGCUGCAGCUGCCGCUCGGCGCCGCGGACGUCGUGGUCGACGGCGGCGACGUGCUGGACCGGUGCUGCCUGGAGAUGGAGGAGGCCCUGAGCUCGGUGUACAGGCAGAGCCGGGUGGCGGACGGCACCGUCGGCCCGCUGGAGAUCCGGGUGGUGCGGCCGGGAACCUUCGAGGAGCUCGCGGACCAUGCCGUGGCGCGUGGCGCCUCCGUCGGCCAGUACAAGGUGCCCCGGUGCGUCACCGCGCCGCCGGACAUCGAGCUGCUCGACUCGCGCGUCGUCUCCAACCACUUCAGCCCCGCGUUGCCGAAGUGGGUACCUGGUUAGCGGUUCCAUUAAUCGGGCAGGCGGACAACAGGGAGAAAUGCUAAUGAGGCUCUGCUACGUAUAUGUAAAUCUACUUUUUUUUUUACGUAUUUUUAUAAUUUUUUGAUAGUUCUAUAAAUAUAUAUUAAAUUUUAAAGUUCCAA